AUGGACCACCCUAAAGACUUCCGCUCGACGGUCCUGCAGGCGCCCUCCCGUCACGAUGAUCGCGACGACGACCGUGAUCGCGACCGCCGCCGCCAUCGCGACAUCAUGAAUCCCGCGCCCGGCAGCACGCGCCAUUCGGGCUUCAACUUGCGAUCGCCUACCCAGUCCGAGUACCAUCACCCCCCGCACUCUUCCUACUCGUCGCCCAAAGCAGCCUCGUCGACGCCCCAUGCGCUCCCGCAUCACUCACCGCGAUCCCAUCAGUCCGGCCUGUCGCAUCCGAAUCCUUACUCCUCCUCGACGGCUGCCGGCGGUCCGCUUGCGCCCUCGUUGCCCGCGCUCGGCGGUGCCAGCAGCAGCUCGGGAGCUGGACAUCAUCAAGCUCCGCCGUUGUCGCCGUUGCACCCCCCGAGCGGAUACUACCCGCCACCCGAGUCGCAUCAGACGCGCGAGAAGCCUGCUACGAGCAGCUACUACGAUCCGUUGACUGACACUACAAGAGAAAGGAGGGUGUCUGACGCAGGUUGGAACAAUAAUGCGGCCAAUGGCUCGCCCAAGACCACACGCGGCGAUCCCUACGGCAACUACUCCCAACCUGAGCCGGCAUCUCGAGACUCGCACGCGUAUUAUAAGAACGGCAGCGCAGGAUACACGUCGCCAUCAGCAGCCAACUUCCCCCCGAGGAGUCCGCGAUCCCACUCACAUUCGCACUCCAACUCCCAUUCCCACUCUCAUCAACCACCCACCGGUUCCAUCAGCCCAUCGAUCAGGGCAACGCCGCAUAUGACGUCCCCCAGUCUGCGGCAUGCUGCGUCGCCCAGCGUGCAUGCAUCUUCCAACGGUGGCGCCGUCGCGUCUCUGCCUCCUCUAGGCAAGGCCGAGCCGUCUCCCUUGAAAGCUCCUGCUAGUACCCCCAGCCGCGCUGACCCUAUGUCUUUCUCCAACAUUCUCUCGAGUGCCGAACCCGUUUCAAAACCAAAGUCGAAAUCACCGCCACCCGUCGAAGAGAAAGAAAAGGAAAGGGAAAAUGAAAAGGAAAAGGAAAAAGAGAAGGCUGUUGAGCCCAAGACCGACCGUGAGAAGCCCCGCUCUGUCGACCCUCCAGUCAAGACCGAGCGCACCGAGCGCAGCGAGCGCGAAGCCGAGAUUGAACUCCGACCGGAGCCCGUCAAGGAGAGAUCCAGCACUCCCCUGGCCCGUAAGGAGAGAAAAGAGCGAGUACCUAGAAAGUCAAAGUCGAGAGCUUCCGAUAUCAGAGAUGCCGAAUCGACUCCCAAGAGCAGCCGCCGUGCUUCGUCCAAACUCGAGACACCAACGCCUCGCAUCCCCUCCAAGCGCCUGGCCAAUGGCCAGCCGAAGCAAAAAACCCUGCCUGCCGAUAAAGAAAAGAAGGUUACGGAUCUGAUUGCUCAGCUCGAUGCCGAUGCCGACGAACUUACCGACUCCGAACUCACAGCUGAUCGUGCCCAGUACCAAGAAAGCGGCAACAAGCGACGUCGCCUCUUGCAAGAUAAGGAUAGCAAGCGCAAUGUCGAGCGACGCGACGAGUUCUCGAGAGAGAUGGGCCGCAGAUUGGGCACUCACGCCGAUCUCGGCAAACGCCGCUACGACGACAUCUACUACGAGGAGGCCAUGAACGAGGUCCGAGAACGUGAGCUCUUUGCCGAAAAGGAGCGCAAGAAGGACAUGCAGCGCAAGCGUCGUCGUGAAAAGUCCAUGGCUGUCACCAUGGAACAACAGAAGCUUGCGCUGGAGCGCGCACGAUUGGCCGAAGAUGAGACCGAAAAGGCGAAGCACCUGCGGGAUGCCGAGCGUGCUAACAAAAAGGCUCUGCAAACGAAGUUGAUUCUCCAGAAGGGCAUCAAGGGCCCCGCUCGCAACCUCGCCGAGCUCAACCUGGACGGAGGCACCAUGGCCACCUACCAAGCGUCUGACAUGGAACCCGGCACGAAGCCCAAGGGCAAGGGUCGCAGCGGUCCUCGGCCCAAGAAGUCGAAGGAGCAGAAGCAGGCCGAGAAGGACGCUGCAGAGGCUGCGCAAGCCGCCAUCGACGCUGGCGAGGAGCUCCCGAUCAAGGAAGAGGGCAAGAUCCGCAUCAAGUUCAACAAGAAGUCCAAAGACAAGGACAAAGAGAAGAACAAGGACAAGGAUGUGGAUCAGGACGAGCCCGACGUCGAGGUCGAAGGCGAAGGCGACGUCGACAUUGACGAGGAUACCAUCGUCGAGCCCGUCAAGGAGAAGAAGGAGCGCAAGAGCAAGAAAGAAAAGAAGGAGAAGAAGGAGGAGAAGCCCGAGGAGCCUCCCAACAAGGACGCCAAGUUCGAGACCAAGGGUUUCCUCCAAAUUUACGACCAGAUUUGGCGCGAUCUCGCCCGCAAGGAUGUCUCAAAGACCUACAAGAUGGCGGCCGAGUCCUACCAGACCAAGGCCUCCAACCUUAAGAAGACGGCCAUCCUCGCAUCUAAAGAGGCCAAGAGGUGGCAGCUGCGGACGAACAAGGGCACCAAGGAUCAGCAGGCCCGUGCCAAGCGUGUUAUGCGUGACAUGAUGGGCUUCUGGAAGCGCAACGAGCGUGAGGAGCGUGAUCUCAGAAAGGCUGCCGAGAAGCAGGAGAUUGAGAACGCCCGCAAGGAAGAAGCCGAGCGCGAAGCUGCCCGCCAGAAGAGAAAGCUCAACUUCCUUAUCUCGCAGACUGAGCUGUACUCCCAUUUCAUCGGCAAGAAGAUCAAGACGGAUGAGGUCGAACGCAGUACCGAUAACCCCGAGAUUGCAGCCGAGAACAAGGACGAGACUGCCCACAACAAGCAUCUCGAUAUCGCUGAACCGACAGGACCUUUGGGCGCCAAGGUCACUGACUUUGAGAAUCUCACCUUUGAGGAGGAAGACGAGGAGAACCUGCGCCAAGCCGCCAUGGCCAAUGCUCAGAAUGCCAUCGCCGAGGCACAGAGAAAGGCCAGAGCUUUCAACGAGCCCGAGGGCCCCGAUAUGGACGAGGAGGGCGAGAUGAACUUCCAGAACCCUGCCGGCAUGGGCGACGUUGCCAUCGAGCAGCCCAAGCUCAUCAACGCGCAGCUCAAGGAGUACCAGCUCAAGGGUCUCAACUGGCUCGCUAACCUGUACGAGCAAGGUAUCAACGGCAUUCUCGCCGACGAGAUGGGUCUUGGAAAGACUGUUCAGUCGAUUUCCGUCAUGGCCUACCUCGCUGAGAAGUACGAUAUCUGGGGUCCGUUCCUCGUCGUCGCGCCCGCGUCUACGCUUCACAACUGGGAACAGGAAAUCCGAAAGUUCGUCCCCGAGUUCAAGAUCCUUCCCUACUGGGGUUCUGCUGGUGACCGAAAGGUCUUGCGAAAGUUCUGGGACCGCAAGCACACCACCUACAAGAAGGAUGCAUCGUUCCACGUCUGUGUCACGUCGUACCAGCUCGUCGUCUCUGAUGUCGCCUACUUCCAGAAGAUGAAGUGGCAGUACAUGAUUCUCGACGAGGCGCAGGCCAUCAAGAGCUCGCAGAGUUCCAGAUGGAAGAGCUUGCUCAACUUCCACUGCCGUAACCGUCUCUUGCUCACGGGUACCCCCAUCCAGAACAACAUGCAGGAACUGUGGGCCUUGCUCCAUUUCAUCAUGCCGUCGCUCUUCGAUUCUCACGACGAGUUCAGCGAGUGGUUCUCCAAGGAUAUUGAGUCACACGCACAGAGUAACACGAAGCUCAACGAAGAUCAGCUCAAACGUCUGCACAUGAUUCUGAAGCCGUUCAUGUUGCGUCGUGUCAAGAAGCAUGUCCAGAAGGAGCUUGGAGACAAGAUCGAGGAGGAUGUCUACUGCGAUCUCACCUACAGACAGCGCGCCAUUUACAGCAACCUGCGGAACCAGAUCAGUAUCAUGGAUCUCAUUGAGAAGGCUACGACGGGUGAUAAUGACGACUCUGGAACUCUCAUGAACCUCGUCAUGCAAUUCCGAAAGGUUUGCAACCAUCCCGACCUGUUCGAGAGAGCCGACACGACCUCUCCUUUCUCGUUCGGCUACUUCGCGGAGACGGCUUCCUUUGUCAGAGAGGGCAACAACGUCGCCGUCGGCUACUCUACUCGAAACUUGAUUGAGUACGAGCUGCCUCGUCUCCUUUGGAGACAAGAUGGCAGGCUCUACAAGGCCGACCGCGGCAACCUGAAGGCUGGCUGGCGCAAUAAGAAUCUGCAGCACAUGAUGAACAUCUUCACUCCAGAGCACAUCCGCGACAGUCUCGAGGGAUCCGACGCGUUUUCCUUUCUGCGUUUCGCUGAUACCAGCCCGACCGAGGUCUAUAAGGCUAGCCACGAGGACGUCUUCUCUCGUGCCGUCGAGUUGUCUCAGAAGAAGGAUCGCUUGCCCCUCAUGAAGAUUGCCUACGACGACGCCGAAGACGCCAACUUCACCCCUGCUCAUGCCUUGUUCAAGAUCGCCGCCCGCAACAACAGACAACCCCUUGCAGACAUCACUCAAGAGGGCAUCAUGGCUAACCUCAUGAACGUGGCCCGAGAGGAGUAUGUCGACAGCGGCUUGGGACGCUUGGAGCAGGCCGGUCGCCCGCGCGCCUCUGCUCCACCCAUUGAGGUGAGCUGCUGUAGCAGUGGAACCGGUCUGGAGACGGAAAGUAUCCUGUUCAACAGAUCCAUGCGCAAGAGUUUGUUUGGCCCCACGAUCCAGGAAGAACGGGCCAUGAUUACUGAGAAGCUUCCCUUUGACCGAUUCCCGCCCCGCAAGUUGCUCCCUGCGCCGGAUAACGACAAGAAGAAAUUCAACAACAUUGCGACUCCGUCAAUGCGCCGUUUUGUUACUGACAGCGGCAAACUGGCCACUCUCGACAAGCUGUUGACCAAGCUCAAGGCCGAGGGUCAUCGUGUGCUGCUCUACUUCCAGAUGACACGCAUGAUCGAUCUCAUGGAGGAGUACCUUACGUACCGCAAUUACAAGUAUUGCCGUCUCGAUGGUUCGACCAAGCUCGAAGACAGAAGAGAUACUGUCGCCGACUUCCAGACUCGUCCCGAGAUCUUCAUCUUCCUUCUGUCGACCCGUGCUGGUGGUCUCGGUAUCAAUCUUACCUCUGCUGACACCGUCAUCUUCUACGACUCCGACUGGAACCCUACGAUCGAUUCGCAGGCCAUGGACAGAGCUCACAGACUGGGUCAGACUCGACAGGUUACCGUGUACCGUCUCAUCACUAAGGGAACGAUUGAGGAGCGUAUCCGGAAGCGUGCCAUGCAAAAGGAAGAGGUGCAGCGCGUCGUCAUCCAGGGAGGUGGUGCCAGUGUUGACUUCUCUGGUCGCCGCGCUCCCGAGAACCGCAACCGCGAUAUUGCCAUGUGGCUUGCCGACGAUGAGCAGGCGGAGAUGAUUGAGCAGCGUGAGAAGGAGAUGCUUCAGGCCGGCGAAUUCGACAAGCCCGAGAAGAAGAAGAAGACGACGAAGCGCAAGCGGGUGGUCAAUGAGGACGUCAGCCUGGACGAGAUGUACCACGAGGGCGAGGGCAACUUUGAUGACAACCGCAAUGGAGCCAACGGAACCUCGGGUACCGCCACGCCUGUAGCCGAGCCCGAAGUGAAGGGGACCAAGAAGCAACGCAGAGGCGGUGGCAAGAAGGCCAAGACACUGAAACAGAGACUUGCCCUUGCCGACGGACAAGUCUAG
Molecule: messenger RNA, 5658 nt
Organism: Colletotrichum costaricense
Lineage: Eukaryota; Fungi; Ascomycota; Sordariomycetes; Glomerellales; Glomerellaceae
Product: SNF2 family domain-containing protein
Exons: 4
Coding region: 1-5658 (1885 amino acids)
Biological process (GO): DNA-templated transcription; DNA repair; chromatin remodeling
Cellular component (GO): Ino80 complex; nucleus
Molecular function (GO): ATP-dependent chromatin remodeler activity; histone binding; DNA binding
Source: RefSeq, a predicted model, not a curated record